UACUUUGUGUUUAUGAGGAACACCGGGAGCUGCAGUCGUGGAGCUCGAUGUGGCGGAGGAUGUCAGUUGCAGCUCUACGUUUGAUCCGCUGUCGGAGGCUAAGUACGGCUGGGCCGCCUGGAGUGAAAAAAGUGCUUCAGUGGAAAAAUUUAAGGAAGUUUGCUAAAGUAACCGGUGCGGUUGUCUUGGGGGGCUGUCUUUUUAUCACUUAUGAAGUGGAGGCCUUGGACAAGGCUGUGACCAUUGACACUCAUGCGAUUCUUAAGGAGAAGUACAAGUCUUACAUCUAUCUGAGAGCCACUCCCUCAGAUGAAAAGGAAAACCUGGCUGCAGGGCUCACACACAAAGCAAGGAGGGAACUUCAUAAAGCAGCAAGGCGGUUUCUGGAAAUAUCUUCUAGGCUUUUGCUGCAAUCACUAGAUGAGCACUUUAGCCAUGUGGAUGUGGACCCACAUGAGGUGGCAUUAUGGGUCUUACUAAAGAGGACACAGUCAGCCAAUAAAGCCAUCAGACUACAGGCUGUGCAGGAGCUUGCAGAAAAUCACCACUGGCAUGACUACCAGUACCAGACAGCUGCCCAGGUUAUAGACCAGCGAACAGCAGUGGGCCUCGCCCGGACUCCUCAGGUAGACCUUCGAUUCUUCCUGCGCACACCUACACUGCCUGACCUGGAUGAUGGUUUGUCAGUAGAAGAUGGACUGAGGCAGCUGCUGGGGUCUCUGCCUCAGUCGGAGGUGGACAAAUGUGUUCAGUACUUCACAUCACUGGCCCUCAGAGAGAGCACCCAGUCCAUGGCAGCACAACGGGGUGGUCUGUGGUGUUUUGGUGGUGAUGGACUACCUUAUGCACAGAGCCUCACUUCUGUUCCCUCUGAGAAGGUGGAAUCCUUCUGUCUACAGGCACUGGUACAGCACUCAAAGGUCCAGAGCCACUGUGACCACAUAGUUGCCAACGGGGGUCUGCAGCUCCUCCAGAGGGUUUAUCAGCUUCGCAGAGACUCCCUGAAGAUUCAGAGAAACAUUGUUCGUAUCAUAGGAAAUUUGGCACUCAACGAGAGCAUUCACCAGGCCAUUGCCCAGUCUGGCUGGGUAUCUGUCCUGGCUGAGAUGACUCAGUCUCCUCAUGUCAUGCAGGCAUCUCAUGCAGCCCGUGCUCUGGCCAACCUGGAUAGGGAGGCGGUGAAAGAGAAAUACCCAGACGGCGUCUAUAUCCUCCACCCACAAACACGUGGCAACCAGCCAAUCAAAGCAGACGUGCUCUUCAUCCAUGGGAUUCUAGGGGCAGCUUUUAAAACGUGGAGACAGAAGGACCGAAUGAUGUUAGAGGAAGAGGGGGGGCCAGACAGCACAGACGACUACACGGAGUGUUGGCCAAAGUCAUGGUUGGCUACUGACUGUCCAAAUCUGAGAGUACUAUCAGUGGAGUAUGACAGUCACCUCAGUGAUUGGAUGGCCAAGUGUCCUGCUGAGAAUCAAAGGAAAUCCUUGGCCUAUAGAAGUCAAGAACUGCUAAAGAAGUUAAAGCUGGCAGGAGUUGGAGAGAGGCCUGUGGUCUGGGUAGCCCACAGUAUGGGAGGAUUGCUUGUGAAGAAAAUGCUGCUGGAUGCCUCAGAGGACCCAGAUAUGCAUGGACUGUUAGAGAACACCAAAGGCAUUAUGUUCUAUAGUGUUCCUCACCAUGGCACCUUUAUGGCAGAGUACUCUGUCAAUGUCAGAUAUCUCCUCUUUCCCUCUAUAGAAGUCAGAGAACUUUGUAAAGACUCACCAGCACUGCGCAACCUGAAUGAGAACUUUCUGAACAUGGCCAAAGAAAAGGAAUUCAAGGUGCUGAGCUUUGCAGAGACACUGCCAACAAACAUUGGUCCCAUGAUCAAGAUACUGGUGGUACCAACACAGUCAGCAAAUCUCGGCAUCGGGGAGCUCAUCGAGGUGGAUGUAGAUCAUCUCAACAUCUGCAAGCCAGAGAAGAAGGACUCAUUUCUGUACAAACGCAGUCUCCAGUUCAUCCAGGAAGCACUGCAGAACUACAUCAGCCACUGACUAAAACAUAUGAACACAAACACACUGAUACAACUUACUGUUUACUUGAAAUGUGGGACAGCACUGUCACCCAAACCAAAUGGAAACGUAACCGCAUCUCAUAGUACGUUCACAUAAACAACCACUAAUGUGAUCAUAGUAUGACUAGGGAAAUUAAAUAUAUACUCAUUGAUUUCCGUGAUGAGUUGUCAUUUGUGAUGAAAAAAAACUUGGGUGUAAUGUUUUUCACCUAGUCAUCCUCAUACAUUAGUCUCUCACUAGUAAAUCAGGUGAUUUUUUAAAGAUCACUUGAAUUUUUAUACAAUGCAAGUUCAGAUCAUAAAAAUGUGUCCUGCAUUUAUUUUUCCAUUUCAUCUUAGACUUACUAGCUUAACAUAUGGCACAUGAUGCUGAUACUAUAUUUACUUUAAGAUGCACUGACACCAUUGCCACUCUUGCUCCUCAGUAUUUUUGACCAGAGUGAUGAUUUAUGAUUUUAUUUUUCUAUUUAUCUAUUUUAUUCUACCUACAGUGUGACAGUCAUGUUGUUUGCCAAAACCUAUUCCUUCCUGAACCUUACCUCAAAUGGACCUGUAUCAAUAUUACUUCAGAUUGUUUUGUAUGGGACUAGCAAUCAAUCAAGCAGUCCGAAUUGCCGCCAUCAAUCGACAAUGAAUAAAUGUUGGAGGUUGAUUUUUUUUUUAAAGUAUAUCAAUGCUUCACUGUUGUGAAAUA
Molecule: messenger RNA, 2753 nt
Organism: Chelmon rostratus (copperband butterflyfish)
Lineage: Eukaryota; Metazoa; Chordata; Actinopteri; Chaetodontiformes; Chaetodontidae
Gene: serac1
Product: serine active site containing 1
Exons: 17
Coding region: 48-2039 (663 amino acids)
Source: RefSeq, a predicted model, not a curated record